AUGGCACGAUUAAACAACAGCGUCCCGGCGUCCACUCCCGACACCGAGUCUUCCAUUUAUCGCGAUCGCACCCCAGACGACCGGCCGAGCGCGUCUUCAACGCGUCAGCGGGCCGCUCGUUCUUUCUCCGCCGUAUCCUCACCUCUCGACGCGUCUAGCGAUAAGGAAAAUUAUCCAAACGGACAUUCCGCCCGCUUGGAGAAGGGCAAGGCGCCCAUGCAUCCACCAUCCAUACCCACCCCCACAUCGGACAACAGCGAGACGCCACGUGCCAACAAGCGGAGGAGGCUGCAAGAUCGCGAGACUUCGGUAGCAACGACAAACAAUGGAGAGCCCGUCCCCGACCUCCAGUACUAUGAUCCCGACCAGAACCCCGAAGAGCGCCGCCAGCUGCGCCGGGACCUUCGGGCCCAAAUGCGCGACUUCAAUGAUGACCGCGAUUCGAUUAUGGCUGGUGACAACACCAAGCUCGUCCAGUACAUUGAGAAAUCCAACAGCUUGAUGAACAGGGUAAAACAGACUGCUGAUGCCGCCCUCGACGCCCGUUUCUUGGUGGCUGCCAGUGACUUGACUCUGAAAAAAACCACCGCUAUGGUCAUGGGAGCCAACUCUACGGGAAUUGACCUAGAUGAAUUCGUGUCUAAGUGCAUCCUGUUCAUGCAGCACAAUGGCUACGUGGAUAAUGAUGACCCAGCUCAUACUCAAGCCGCUUCCACGCAGGCGCACGCACGGAGACAAGCCAGGCGAGCCAACGUGGACAGUGACGACGAACAGGAAGAUACGGGAGAUGCCCUUGCAUGGGACAUUCUGGGCGAGCGUGCAUGUUUUGGUAACAACCGUCGUCCUCCCGUGCCCGGCUUUUUGCUUGGACCGCUGUCAGUACAGAAGCGUGUCAGAGCCACUCAGACCCAAAGACGGGCUCGCCUGCGCCGAGACCCCCAGUCCGAGCGACGGCCCGAGUCGCUGGAAGCGGAAGAUAUUCAGCGACCGGAGAACUCUAACCUGGUCACGCUGGUCAAGAAGAUUCGUGGUGAGCUCACUUCUGUGCUCGAACGCCGGAUAGACGCAGUGGAUGAAGAAUUGAGCAACUAUCCUGGUGAGCCGCCAGAGGAUGUUAUUGAGGAUGUGAAGGAGAAGCACGGGAUCACGCAAAUUGGCGAAGAGGACCCGUCCAUGUCGCUGUUCGAAUUUGCCAUCAAUCCCCAGUCGUUCGGUCAAACUGUAGAGAACCUUUUCUACACCAGCUUUCUCAUCCGUGAAGGCAGCGUAAGGGUAGGAAAAGACAAGCAUGGUUUGCCUGUAAUUUGUCCCUCGGAAUCGCGUGGGCUCAAUGAGCAAGGCGCCAAGAACGUCUCGAGACAUCAAGCUGUGUUCAGCAUUGAUUAUCCCACGUGGCAGAAGCUCAUCGAGGCGUUCGAUCUUAGAGAACCCGUAAUCGCUCACCGUCAAGAGGAGCAACCAACUCAAACCGUUCGCGGCUGGUACGGUUGA
Messenger RNA from Lasiodiplodia theobromae, 1491 nucleotides. Its product is annotated as Nuclear protein Qri2/Nse4. Gene Ontology annotation, cellular component: Smc5-Smc6 complex; nucleus. The record is from RefSeq and is a predicted model, not a curated record. Gene Ontology annotation, biological process: DNA repair. The coding region runs from base 1 to 1491 and encodes 496 amino acids. Lineage: Eukaryota; Fungi; Ascomycota; Dothideomycetes; Botryosphaeriales; Botryosphaeriaceae. The transcript is spliced from 3 exons.